ACAUGCUGAAUUUUAUUUUUUUCAAUUUCUAAGUUGAACGUUAUUUGAAGAUGGUCUUGUGUUAUACUGUUGAACUCGUUGGAUGUUGGCUACAAUUAUGUAUAGAAAAGAAAUAUGCAAUUCCAUUUAAAAAGAUGUUUGCGAUCUUGAAAACACCAAAAAAUAUGAUAUUAUAAUCAUCAUGUACGUAAUCCGAAGCCGUUCUAAUUCUGCAAUACUUUGUAUUUUUUAAUUCAACAAAGAUAUUUAGGUGUCCGGUUUCUUUUGAUUCACCUUAUAUACAAGGUUGUGGCAUUUUUAAGAUUUCUCAUAAUCGAUAGGACUUUCUUCAUCAUAAUAUUAAUGCAAAAUAUACUGAAAUGAUUAUAAGAGUCUCUCUCUCUGUUUCUUUUUUCCUGUUUCCUAAAUAAUUGAUACAAUACUAAUGUUAAAAAAAAGUACAUCACUCCAGCAAAAUAUAAACUUUCAUCUUAAAAUUUCCGCGAUAAAUGGCAGACUCUUGCCUAGUUUUUUUUAUUUAUAUACAAUUGGUAAUUAGAUGACACUUUUUUAUUACUCAAAUGGUAAUAAUAGAUUAUAACGUAACUAUCCAGGAAUACAGUAUUCUUUGGUAAUAUAUGAUAGAAUAUGAUAGUAUGAUUGUACCGUCAUCGCUUUAAGUACCUACUCUCGCCCACUGGUGGUCAGGGUACUAAUUAAGAUGAAUGUGAUUACGUGAAAAGUGGACUUGCGAGCUUCUGUAUACUUCUGUAUUAUUUUUUAAUACUAUCUGGUUAACCUAUAUUAUUAAUUUACUAAUGUUAUACUUUUUAGCUAUUCGCAUGAAAUGUUUUUGUAUAUAUGUAUGUAUAUGAUAAUGUUUUACAUUAUUUGAUUGACUUCAAAUAUUUUCUUACUGAAAUAAAUGGUCAUAUAUUAUAUAUGCGCGUUAUUCGCUUAUCCGUUGUUGCGACUGGUCGGCCACUGACAAGUGAUAAAAACAGUGUCUGCAGAUUUGAUACCAUUCUUAAAUUAAAAAAAAAAAAACAAUAAACAAUAAUGAAACAAUAUCGAUAUUCGGUUGCUAUGUUACAUAAAACGAUAAGUUUUUAUUGAAUUAAUUGGUGGAACAGUAAAGAUAUUACAGAAAGAAAAGUGCAGAGGGCGUCUAUGGACGCCUUUCGUAUAAUCAAAGUGUUAAAAGAAAACAUUUUUUAAAACUCUAGUUUUAUAAAGUUAAUUUUAAUAUGUAAUGAUUAUAUAAUUAUUAGAAAUAAAUCAUUAUUAUGAUCGAAGUCACAGAAGAAAAUUUCACAGAAAUAUAUCCACAAUUAAAAAAUGAUUUAGAAAAUGCAGAUGUAAUUGCUAUUGAUACAGAAUUUACUGGCUUGGAAUGUGAUGAAAUUUCAAAAAUAAGCUUGUUUGAUACCAUAGAAGAACGAUACGAAAAUUUACGAAGUACCCUUGAACCAUUUAUAAUUAUUCAAUUUGGUAUUACUACGUUAAAAAGAAUUGAAGAUAAAAAUGAAUUUAUUCCUAAAUCUUACGAAUUUUAUCUACUACCUAAAUCUAUUUUUACGAAGAAUAAAAUAAUCUCAUGGCAAAUUUCAGUAAUAGAGUUCUUAUCUUACCACUCCUUUAAUUUUAAUAAAGUAGUUAAUCAUGGUAUUUCAUACGUUAACCAAAUUGAAGAAGCUAUACUAAAUGAACAGUGGAAAAAUAAUACAUUGUACAAAAAUGUUGAAGAAAGUAUGUCAUAUAAAGAAAAAGAUGAUGUUAAUCAUUUCAGUUCUAUGAUAGCUGAAUGGUUAAAACAUUUGAAUAACAAAGAAAUUUACACUAUUCCCGCAUUUUCUCAUAAAUUUCAGUAUUUUUUACAAAAAAUUUUAAGAGAACGUUUUCGAAAUAUUUGGACCAUAUGUAAUAAGCAAACGGUACAGGUAUUUAAAAUAUCAUCAGAUGUACGGGAAAUGUUAGAAAACGAAAAAGAACAAAGCUUAGAACAUAUUUUGUUGAAUUCGUAUAUAGGAUUUUCAAACGUAUUUAAGCUCUUGGUAGAAUUAAAGAAACCUAUUAUUGGACAUAAUAUCUUACUCGAUUUGAUGUUCAUGCACAAAUUAUUUUACAAACCUUUACCAAGAAGAUAUUAUGACUUCAAGACUGAAAUACAUAAUUUAUUUCCUAUAAUUUACGAUACUAAAUAUAUAAGUAACCAAGUAAAAGAAAAAUACGAAAUACAGGUUUUAAAUUCACUUGGUUCUCUUUAUUGUCAUUUUAGCAACUUGGCAAAAACAUUUCCACAUAUAGCAGAUUAUACAAACAAUACAUCAAAGAAUUUUCAUAAUGCAGGAUGGGAUUCGUAUUGUACUGGAUACAUAUUUUUAAAAAUGGUAUAUAUGUUUGCUAAUGAUAAAUAUCCAUUGUCAUCUAAUUACGUCAUAACCCACGAAGAAUUAAUGAGUUUAACACAAGAGUAUGCAAAUUGUAUAAACUUAUCAAAUGCUAAUGCACUUUAUUUGAAACUUGAUGGUAAAGAUCCAAAAUCGGGAAGACCACCGUGGCUGUUUGUAAAAACACGAGAAUCAACUAAUUUAGAUAUAAAUGAGAUUUCGAAAGAACUAUCGCAGUUUGGAACUUUUGAUAUAAAACCUUACAAUCGUGGACGUGCUUUGGUAGCUGUUGCAAAUCAUACGAGUGCGUAUGAUAUUUUAAAACAUUUUCAUAACAACAAAGAAUUAAGUGUCGUUCGUUACAAUCCAAUAAAACAUGCUCCAUCUAUGAAGUAUCUUCUUUUAGGUAGCGUGCUCGUAUCGAGUGGAAUGUUAGCUUGGAUAUUUCGUCGUUCUGUAUCCCCAAAACUUUCUGAUCGUGAUCUUUCCUGCCAAUAAUGAAAAUACAUGUGAUAUAAAGUUACAUUAAACAAGAAUGGAUUAGCAGUUGACAGUUCCAGCUAAUUAGAUUCACAUCCCACGACAAUUUUUCUAUCAAUUCAGCAGUGGCUGUUUACGGUUUGAAAUUGCAAAGAUGCUGCAGUUUUUGAAAUGAACAUACACACUAAAAAUAUAGUAUAUAUAUGUGUUAAAUAAAUUAUUAAAAUUACAGUAAAAAUAAAAAAGAAUAUUGAA
This is a messenger RNA of Polistes canadensis, 3104 nucleotides long. RefSeq names its product poly(A)-specific ribonuclease PARN-like domain-containing protein 1. Gene Ontology annotation, cellular component: cytoplasm; endoplasmic reticulum. NCBI's taxonomy places the organism in Eukaryota, Metazoa, Arthropoda, Insecta, Hymenoptera, Vespidae. The transcript has 13 exons. Bases 1266 to 2867 code for a protein of 533 amino acids. Gene Ontology annotation, biological process: nuclear-transcribed mRNA poly(A) tail shortening. The record is from RefSeq and is a predicted model, not a curated record. Gene Ontology annotation, molecular function: poly(A)-specific ribonuclease activity; RNA binding.